Coniophora puteana RWD-64-598 SS2 is the source of this 4545-nucleotide messenger RNA. RefSeq lists its product as uncharacterized. The transcript is spliced from 18 exons. The record is from RefSeq and is a predicted model, not a curated record. Lineage: Eukaryota; Fungi; Basidiomycota; Agaricomycetes; Boletales; Coniophoraceae. The coding region runs from base 1 to 4545 and encodes 1514 amino acids.
AUGCCCUUCAAACGACCACUCGACGCUUUUGACAGCCUAGUCUCGUCAACUCCUCCGCGCGGACCCAAGCGACGCGCCCUCAGCUCUGUCCCAUCCUCAUCACCAUGGAACACCCACGCCUCGUCUUCUUCGUUUACCACCCCACGCACAAUACGCAUCUGGAAGGUCCCCUCUGAUUCGCCAUCCAAUCCCUUUGGUCGCAUCAGCCGUAGAGCCAAGCGCACAUCCCUCCCUACGUCAACGUCCUUCUCAAAGCAUGUCGCUCUCCGCAUGCAGCUCGUCUGCCCCAAGGCCGACCCUCGCCAGAGAGCGUCAGCAGGCCGCGAAGGCGUCUUCCGUAUCGUCCAGGUCCCGCUCAGCUAUACCCUUGCGCACCUACGACGCGUUAUCAACUUUGUCUUUGACCCCGCUUCGAAGGACCACAUGAUGGACUCCGCAUACAACCUCAGGCGGGCGUCUCGUGGUCCAGUAGACCUCACACACUUCCUCAACAAGGAUCAGGGAAAGAGCAAGGGCAAAGGGAAGGGCAAAUCUACUCUCCUGGACGUCGACGACGAAGACGACAACCGCCAUACGCCGACAGGCCACCUCUUCGAGGUCAUGAAGCACGUCAUCAUGCACUCCCCACUCACCCGCCCAGGUGAGAUCCGGAGUGGCACGAUGCGGAGAAAGGCUUCGUCUGCCAGGGACCCGUACCACUAUGCCAUCUUGCCCGAUGAUGAGGACGCGCUUCGGCGUGGCCACAAGGAUGGUGCGAGCUCGUGCUGGGUGGCCGAGGAAGACUUCACGGUGCAUAACGUGUGGCCGGCCCCUGGCGACUCCGGAACUUCUUAUGGGAUCAUCUACCACGUUUCCCCUCACGCACAGAUUCACAUCACCCUCAACACAAAGCGCAUACAACCCCGCAAAGGCGCAUCGAACAAGCCCUACGUCUUCCAGGCAUGGGGCGCGCUCGACGUGACCCACCCCGACCCGCUGUCGCCGUCGAACCUCUCGGCGGGCCGGGUCAAUCAACUCCGUUGGAACGGCCAUAACACAUUCGAGCGCUUCCUCGAGGCCGAGGUCGAGGCGCAGCGCCAGUCUGGCGUCUUGCCUUCUGAAGAAGAGGACGAGGAUGAGUUGGAGGAGGAUGAGCUAGCGACAGACCCAGAUUUGUCCUCGGGCACCCUCCCGUGGCUCUCAUCCCCCUCGUCCACACCGCUCAUCACACCGCUCCCGACGAGCGCUCUCUGCCGGCGCCGCGUCGACUUUGCGAACGAGCGGAUGGUCAAGCUCACCAAGGCCGGGAUGCACGAUCUGGAAGAUGACGACGAAUCGGCAGAUAAGGACCGGACCGAUGAACUCGCGGAAGAUGAUGACGACGACUAUGGACGCGAUGCUAAGCGCGUGGUCCCGAAACGGGCACAGAGCGUCGAGGUGGGCGAUUGGUAUGAUGGACCGCUCGAUGACGAAGAGGAGGAGGAAGAGGAGUAUUGCCGGCCGUACGAUCCGUCGAAGUGCCACAACGUACAUGCAUCUGUUGCAUCCAAUUACAACGCACCUGCUUCUGCAUCCUACGUUUCGACUGCGCAUGGGUGUAAAAACGUUGUGACCGGGCGCCGAAGCUGUAGCAGUGUUAUUAGCCCCGCUUUACAACUGGGAUUCUGCGAACGCGUGCUCAAACAAGGCAACAGAGUCAUGGAUAAGCUUGAAGACAUCCCGCAGUAUGUAAAGGACCUCCUAACCCAAGCCAGAGCGGAAGUGGACCACUCCCUUGCACAACUUGAAGAUCCCCAGCUUUCGCGUUACCUCGCCGAAAAAAUUGCCGCGGUCUCUGAUCCGCGUAGUAGUGCCAAGCUCUUUAAGUGGAGUUUCUUGAAAUGCGUCCAUGACAAGAUCAUGGGGUCCGCAUCUACCAGCCGGAAUCGAGAAUGGAACACCUUCAUCACAACGUGCAAGGGAGCCGGUUUCGUAGAGUUGUUGGUAACUAUUGCUGGUACUGAUUCCCGGGCCCAAACAACAUUCAAGACAGUAGAGGAUCUUUUUGAAAUCACACUUCCUUUUAUCGCUUUGGAUACUGUCAAGGCGAUACUAGACGCUGGCAGUAGCUUAGAACGGAACAUGCUGCUUGAUGAACUACUAAACCUUGGCUUCCUGAGUAUUUGCUCGAAGAAUGUACUCCACGGUACCCUAUUUUCAAGACUGUCGGCUGGUAGGAUGCUGCAGUACCUGGCAACCAGAUUCAAUCUUGCUCAAAAGCUUGCUCUGCCCCUCAUUGCUACUCUCCUGGAGAACCUUUGCAUCUCUGCCCUACUCGAUCCGGAGCCAAGCGCCGGGGAACUAAAUACCCCUGGCACGAGCUGGCAACAUCACCUAGACGAUGAGUUCACGAGAGCGACUCGAUGGAACCAGAGCGUCACCACCCGCAGAUACAUGAAUGCUCGCCUUUUCUCUCGUGUUCAGGAAUCCUCCGUCCAGAUCAUUCACGAGAUCGUUUUAGCCUCCUCCGUAAUGGGUCCAAAGAUCUGGCGUGACGUGCUCAGGCAUAAACCUGUUAUCAUCGACCUGCUGCUCGAUUGUGCACUCUUAGAGCGCCCCGUGCACCACCCGGAAUCUAAGUCAGGGGCUCUGGCGUGCGAUACUCUGAGUUCACUCUUCUGCUGGCCUCCAUGGGGUAUCCCAGGCGUGCCAAUGCCGGAUGACCCAGUCUUUGAUUCGAAAGAUCCUAGCUAUGUGUUCCAAACAGUGCGAAUGUUGACGUCAAAAGAGGAGUGGUCGGAGAAGAUCAUUGCUAUCUCUACUCGGCAAGGAGAUGAGGAUGAUGUAGCAGUCAAGCAACUUGAUGACCUGUUUCCCGGGUCACACAAAGAUAAAGUUUUUGAUGAUAUAUCAAAGGUUAAUGCCAAGUCUCGCAUGAAUAUGCUCCGUCUACUUACUGCUCUCACUCAUCUUGCCGACCAUUGCGGCAUGAAGAACGUUGAGAUAGAGUCAUUUCUGCGGAUCUCAUAUGAGGCAGCGGCACACGAGUUGCACACAGGCCACGCUCAUGACGCUCGAGCGGCGGAGAAAUCGUCAUCAUUAUCGACAGGAUUGGGAGGCUUGAACUUCCCGCUUACAAUGGACUUCGUGAGCGCCACUGCUCUCAUGCGCUCGCUUGCUGUUCUUGCUGAGAGAAACACUCUGAAGGGGAUACAGCUGCUUAAAAAGCCACCAAGUGGCUUGUCUCCAACUACAUCUCUGCAGCAGGUCCAGCAGAUAACUCAUCCAGAUAUAAUCCGACGCAUUAUCGCAAUCUGCCUACGCAAGGCGCAGGGAAAGCUCGACGAGGGAAAGCGGCAUCUUUCCACGAACCAUUUGCUAAACACUAGCAAUGCUUGUGCAGCGUUUGGCAAGGGUGCCGAGCUUGCUGCUGCGAUCGUAGCCUUCGACGAUCAUACGGCAAGUGUUUACGCUGGCAGUUGCCUGGGUGCACGUGCGAUCCUUGUAAAGUGUUUGGGAAACUCAGCUUCUCAGUACCUAAGCCAGGAGAUGUGGCGUUCGGCGUACUUCUUUGCGUUGGCAGCUCUCAAGGCAGCAGAAGGUAUUCCGGAAGCCGAAGGUCUGGAUCCUGCUGUCAUUGUCAAGAACAAGCGCCGCGUUCAACAGGCCAAACAAAUCAGAAAGGUUUAUUUCGAGUUCAAUGACUUGCGUAUGUCGCGGAGCUCAGAGUUAUCAGCCGUCGUUGAUGUGGAUACAGAAUUCAAUUGUGUACAAAUAAGGGGUAUUAAGACCGCGCCUCCACCACAACUGCGCAAGCAUCGUUUGAGGAUACGUUCGCUGCGGAGUGAACGGGACACAUCAGUGCGACGCGGUGAGGCCUUGAAGCUUGAGCUUGAGACAGCCUGCCAAGUCGACCGAGGUGUUUCGUACACACUUCCGUCCUCGGGCUGUCCGACGGCGAUUUUGCAGAAGGCUUGGCGAAUGCAACGUGAAGCUUUGAAGAAACCCCGCCUUCCUUCUACGUAUAUCACUCCCCCGCAAGCCAUACAAGUCAAGAUGAUGCUUACAGUCAAGGACGGUAAAGCCAACGCGAGAACGUUUACGGACCAGGACGGUACCUUGCUCUACAAACUGGAUACACCAUGGAAGAAAUGCCUCAGGCUCACGACGAUCGUCAAGGUUGGCGAGCCCAAGGGCGGUCCUGUUCCGGAGACUACUAUUGGCGAGAUCAAGUGGCAUUGGAUACAUCACAAGAUUGUGUUCGAUGGCAAAGAGGAGGACGUAGGCAAGUUCUUCCCUGCUCAUGGGGCUUCUCAGAGGCGAGCAUUUAAGGGUCCCGAUGGUACGGAGUACGAGUGGCGUGUAAGCAAGGACUGCUUCUCAAACGAGAACGCACAGCUUCGCAUCAAAGACAAGGAUAUGCUGAUAGCGAAGUCGUAUCCGCCGAAAAACCUCUUCAAAGAUAGCCAGAGGCUGGAAGUGCACAAGGAAGGUGACGAGAUUCUGGACCUACUCAUAACAACCUUCGCGUUCGUUGACAUGGAGAGGAAGACCAUGCUCGCCGCUACGCAUAACGUUCCUAUCUGA